AUGGAAAUGGACUCCGAAAACACUGGGGGUGGAUACUUCGCUCAACAUAUGGCAAUACAAGAACAAAAGAUAAAUGCUUUAAGCCAACAGAUAAACUUUUUAGUUCAGGCUCAAGAAAAAACGGAAGAAAGAAAUAGCCGAAUGGAAAUUGACGAAGACUAUAUUCCAGAAAAACCUCUGGACAUUAUAGCUUUGGUACAUGAAAAAUAUGGGUCUCUAGCAGAUUCCUAUUUAAAUAUGAUUCAUCCACUUAAUCCUGGAAUAUUUGAACCAUCCGAGCAAUCCGUAGCAGUUUUUGGGAAAAAUCUGCAAAGUAUUUUCGGUUACUUACCUAAAGUAUUUCCAUCUGAUCGCGAGAAAAUUACGUUUUUAUAUUCCAAAUCCCCAGAAAAUUAUCAAAGACAGAUACGAGAAUUGGUAAAAAUCCCAGGACCUCAGAGGACCUUUAAGACGGUUUUUGAACAGACGUUCCUAAAUGAGAGAGAAAAAUCUUGGUUUCAUCCCAUUCCUAAAUAUUUAGCAAAAGGAGCUCGUGGUGAGUUAGAUGUUGAUGAAACUCACAAAUGGCUCGACGAUUUGGACAUGGAUACAAUCAAGAAAGUUGUUGUAUUCACGUUUCAUUCAAAUUAUUUUAGAAACGAACUUCUCAAACAUAAUUAUGAGCAUGGAAACCACGCUGCAGCUGUAACAACAGUAAAUAAUCAGGUUCGAUAUAACAAGGUUCAAAGAUCAGAGAAAAGUUUCCGUCCAAAAUUCCGACCUUCAAAAUUUACUCCUAAGAAAAACGGAGACAACCAUGCUGAUAAGCCGAAACCAAAGCAAAAGUCUAAUGAAUGACUAGACGAAAGGAGUAAGUCUAGAAGAGACGAAGUCGUCUCUAUAAACAAGAUAAGCGUGGAAGAUUUUCCAAAACGCAG
Schizosaccharomyces cryophilus OY26 is the source of this 917-nucleotide messenger RNA. RefSeq lists its product as uncharacterized. NCBI's taxonomy places the organism in Eukaryota, Fungi, Ascomycota, Schizosaccharomycetes, Schizosaccharomycetales, Schizosaccharomycetaceae. Bases 1 to 837 code for a protein of 278 amino acids. The transcript has a single exon. The record is from RefSeq and is a predicted model, not a curated record.